AUGGCAGUAUCGAUAGCCUGGAAUUCUCCAGGCAAAUGUCCAGGAAAGGAACUUGCCAGAGCUUCACGUCACUCUGAUAUCUCACCACUCUUCACUCUUCACAACAUUUCCUUCCACCUCAACGUCAACAUCCACACCUUCCUCGCAGAUAUUCAAAUCUUCUGCAGACCACCAUCGCGAGUCAUCGACUCUAUUCAUUCGACGCAAGACGCAACUCAUACGGUACGCCCUCUGUCCUCUCUGCCCUCUAUCAACCUCAUCCCCCUCACCUUCACCAUGUCUAUCAAGUAA
Molecule: messenger RNA, 291 nt
Organism: Penicillium cataractarum
Lineage: Eukaryota; Fungi; Ascomycota; Eurotiomycetes; Eurotiales; Aspergillaceae
Exons: 1
Coding region: 1-291 (96 amino acids)
Source: RefSeq, a predicted model, not a curated record